AUGAAUGUAAUUCCGAAAGCACUGCAAAACAGGAUUCUGGAACUUUCUCAUGAGGGCCAUCCUGGCAUCGUCGUAAUGAAGAGGCGGUUGAGGCAAAAGGUCUGGUGGCCCGGUAUGGAUAAAGAGGUGGAAAAAUUUGUCAAAGGUUGCAAAGAAUGCAUCUUGGUGUCAGCACAGGAUUCUCCAGAACCUCUGAAACGUACAACCAAGCCUUGGGCCCAUAUCGCAGCAGAUUUCAUGGGUCCAUUGCCGUCGUGCCACAACUUGUUGGUGUUGAUAGACUAUUUCAGUCGUUUCAUUGAAGUGAUAAUCAUGAGAGAAAUAACUGCAAAAUUAACCGUCCAGGCUCUGCACGAAACGUUCUGCAGGUAUGGAAUCCCAGAGACCAUGCGAACAGACAAUGGACCACAAUUUGUAAGCGAAUUGCUGAAUAAAUUCUGCACAGAACAUGGAAUAAAACUGGUUCAAACUACUCCCUAUUGGCCUCAACUUAAUGGGGAGGUGGAGAGGGCCAAUAGGGCUCUUAAAAAACGGCUACAGAUAAGUCAGGAGUCUACCGACGCAGACUGGAGAUGGGACUUGAGAACCUAUCUGUUGCUGUAUAAUUCUACCCCGCAUUCCACAACAGGAGUGGCACCGUCGGCACUUAUGUUCGGGCGAGUGCUUCGCGAUAAAUUACCAUCAAUUUCGUUAACAUCAGAACAGUACGAGGAUAUUCAGGAUAGAGAUCGGGAGAGGAAACUAACUGAAGCUGAAUAUGCAGAUAAACGACGUCACGCGCAACCCAGUUCCCUGAACCCUGGUGACUUGGUAGUUGCUAAGCGUAUGAUAAAGGAAAAUAAGUUGGCAGGCAAUUUCAGUCCAGAAGAACUCGUCGUCGUUGAGAAAUCAGGGCAGGACGUUACACUGGAAUCAUGGAAUCUGGAAGGAUUCUGCAUCGUGACGGAUACUGAAGUCGGUGAAUCCAACAAAGCUUCAAAGGAUGUUAAGCAGCCGGAGCAACGACCAGAGACUCAGCGUCAGCGACGAGAACCUCGGAAACCAAAACAUCUGAAGGAUUAUCACCUAAGUAUAGUUCAGGACAUUUGA
Wyeomyia smithii (pitcher-plant mosquito) is the source of this 1089-nucleotide messenger RNA. RefSeq lists its product as uncharacterized. NCBI's taxonomy places the organism in Eukaryota, Metazoa, Arthropoda, Insecta, Diptera, Culicidae. Gene Ontology annotation, molecular function: nucleic acid binding. Gene Ontology annotation, biological process: DNA integration. The record is from RefSeq and is a predicted model, not a curated record. The coding region runs from base 1 to 1089 and encodes 362 amino acids. The transcript is spliced from 2 exons.